This is a messenger RNA of Aspergillus versicolor CBS 583.65, 402 nucleotides long. RefSeq lists its product as uncharacterized. Bases 1 to 402 code for a protein of 133 amino acids. The record is from RefSeq and is a predicted model, not a curated record. Lineage: Eukaryota; Fungi; Ascomycota; Eurotiomycetes; Eurotiales; Aspergillaceae. The transcript is spliced from 2 exons.
AUGGCGUUCACGCUCGAAAUCUUCGCACGUAAAAUAGAUGAUGUUCUCUCCCAAUUCAAGUCUUUAUCAGGUCAUAUCGGCGGUGCGGAAAGUUCUAUAAACGGCCACAAAUGCGGCAUGGUACGGCAGACUAUUUCAUGGUUCCAGGCCUCCCGGUGGCGAACUCUCUACCACCCACGUCACAGCAAAGACGACCCAGGAGCAGCUUGGUACGCGGACCCGCUCUCUCAGGAAGAGAGCCAACGGGAAUGGGAUGCGUAUGGUGAGGUCCACCGUCGGAUCCUAAGUGAUUUUGAAGCUGGUAGGGACAAAGUGCGUGCUCCGAGGAUCGGGGCUGGAUAUGUUGCGCAGGGACUGAUUGCGAAUCGUUAUGACAGAAGUAUCGGUUUGAAGGCGCGAUGA